AUGCAUCGCCAAUCCACCGACUCCCAGGACAGCAGUGCGAAAAUGUCCCAAUCGCACGCACGCGCUCCCAACUCGCUGUCGACGCUCCCUCUCAUCAACAACAUGUCCAAAUUGCGCGACAGACUGUCCUUCAAACACACCCGUGCCGCGCUCGCUGAGAAGGAGGUCCUCAAGCGCGAAAACCGAGCUACCAGACCCCUGACCCAGCGCAACAUCGACACCUUUCUCAUCGAGCAAGAUUUGAAUGAUGCGCGUUUUUCGCAGUCAAUUCAAUCAAUAGGAAUGAGCAGGGCAACAAAGGUUGCCAUUAUUGGCGCCGGUCCCUCCGGCCUCGUCACGGCCAAAACUCUCCUCCAUCAUUAUCCCAAAGGCCGCUUUGAGCCUGUCAUAUUCGACUCCAAGCCCACCGUCGGUGGGUUAUGGGCCGUUACCAGGCCUGAUGCUUCUAAUAGUAUCACGAAUGAUGGUACGGAUCCGUCAUCAACGGAUUUCAUAGACUGUUUCAUGCGCACGAAUCUGAGUCGGUUCACGGUUUCCUUCUCCGAUCAUUCAUGGGAGACCGAGAAUCAUCGUGCUCGCGAUAGUGACCAGGACUUAUUCCCGCAGGCUUGGGAGGUUGGCGAUUACUUGACGAGUUAUGCGGCCAGAUUCUUGCCAGAGAAACAAGGUAUCCUGAGACUGUCGUGUCGGGUGGUUCGCACGCGAAGGAAUCCAGACUCUACUGCAGCGAAACGGUGGACGGUUGAAUGGGUAGAAGAAGGCAGUACUACAAAUAUCGCUCAAAGCAAAGAUGCCGAUGGCCUCCUCUCGGAAUCCUUUGACUAUCUCGUUGUUGCAUCCGGAUAUUUUAGUCGCCCUUACAUCCCGGAUAUAGCAGGCUUGCACGAAUUUCCGCCAGAAAGAGUCAUGCAUAGCUCUUCGCUCAAGUCACCAAGCUGCAGUCAAUUCAUCCGCUCAUCUAACGAUGGCAAAAUCCUCGUCGUUGGUGGCAGCAUGUCCGGCGCUGAAGCCGCUGCUUCAUUAGCCCUGGAUUUAUCUACUGCCAGGCAAACAACUACAACGACUACAACGAAGAAGAAAUCGUCGGUACAUCAUAUCUCUACGCGUCCAUUCUGGGCCGUGCCCACUUAUCUCCCUGCAAACGAUCAGCCGGGCUCUUUUCUUCCUCUGGAUAUCGUCAUGUAUGACCUUGCACGCAGGCCGCCUGGGGACAUCCAGUACUCGCUGGGCCCGCUUACGUCGGAGCGAGCAAACAUGGUGCAUAGCUACUUCAAGUCGUUGAUUGGGUCUGACCAGUCCGACGUUGCGGAAGCGCUGGCAAUAACUGCAGAGGCUGACACGAACAGCGCGCCCUGGGUUGCUGUAACUGACCACUAUGCUGAGUUUGCGCGUGCAGGCGAUAUCACGCCGACGUUAGGCCGGGUCUCGGGUAUAAAUUGGAAUAGCAACGUACACGCAGCGGAAGCGAACGGCGUGGUAGAAGUUGAGGAUCGGGAAGGGGGCAGCAUUACCACCAUAGACAAUGUCGUGGCCAUUGUAUUUGCAACGGGCUUCACCCCCUUUGGGUCUCUGUCUUUUCUUCCAGAGGAUGUCUUGUCAGUCCUGGAAUUCUCUAAGAGUGACACUGUCUUCCCAAUCGUGCUGGAUGAGAAGGGCACUUGGAACCCGGAUAUCGCCGACUUGGGCUUCGUGGGUUUCUACCGGGGGCCGUAUUGGGGUGUGAUGGAGAUGCAGGCGCGGGCUUUGGCGCAUCGAUGGGAUCGAGCUGAUAUCGACACUGGCAGUACUGCAGAUACCAGUAAGCUGAGAAGUCUGCGAACAUCCCCAUCACCGCCACAGCUCCGCGCACAGUUUCCCAUGGGCGACUAUGUCGGAUUGAUAGAGACAUAUGCACGGGAGUUAGACAUCCCACGCCUAUCACUGCAUACAGGUGACGACGACAGUGAGCGGAGCGGACCAGCGAUACCAGCACGAUAUUUCGUGCCACUGCAUAAUUCCGGUCCUGGAUUGAUAUCAGUUGAUACAAAAACCAACCAUGCAACCACCAUCACAUCCCUCCAAACCCUCCUCCUCCAGCCUUCAAGCAGGGACCGACAGCGAGCACGCUGCAAGGCCGUUUUGAGGGCAUUGCAUGGUAAAUGGCAGUACGAGCGAAUGUCUUCUAAGACAGCAUCUCAGUCUGGCCACGCAUCGAUCAAUUUACGCAAAGUGCACGAUCCAAGCACUGGCUUCAGAACGGAAUAUGUCUAUGAAGGCAGCGGUGGUACGAUAGUAACAAUAUUCGACAUUUCCAAAGACGGCUAUCUCCACAUCACAGGACAGGAUGGAAUUCAGGGGGAACUUGAAUUUGUCUCUGUUGAGAAGAAGGAAAAUCAAUCCUGUUACAGGCAUGUGGCAAGGGAGAGGGAGGCUGAAAAUAAUGGCCUUGUCUUGAGAGAGUUCGUUUUUGAUAUGCGAGGUGUUGUUAUGACUUCGUGGGAGGAGAAGGUUGAGGAUAGACGCGAGAGGACAGUCACGGUUACGAGGUAUACAAGAUGA
Molecule: messenger RNA, 2538 nt
Organism: Talaromyces atroroseus
Lineage: Eukaryota; Fungi; Ascomycota; Eurotiomycetes; Eurotiales; Trichocomaceae
Exons: 3
Coding region: 1-2538 (845 amino acids)
Molecular function (GO): N,N-dimethylaniline monooxygenase activity; NADP binding; flavin adenine dinucleotide binding
Source: RefSeq, a predicted model, not a curated record